GUACAGUGAUAGCUGGAUAGUGUCAUUAUCAUUGAAGCUUCAGUGGUAAAUGCAAUAGGAUAUCAUUAGAAAGACAGAGAAGGAGCGGCUUGGUGGAAGAGAUAGCUGAUUAAGAGAGGAAAAUUCAGAUAUGUCGGCACUCUUCAAUUUCCACUCCUUCCUGACGGUAGUGCUGUUAGGGAUUUGUACAUGCACUUAUGUUAAGAUGCAUUUUCCAGCACUCCUUGAACAUAGAACUGGGUUUCGAGGUUUCUUUUGGAAGGCUGCUAGAGUAGGUGAACGGUUGAGUCCUUGGGUGGCAGUGGGCUGCUUGACGAUGGGUGUUUCAAUAAUCUUCUUCUGAGAGAACAACUGUUUGUAACUCGAGAAAGUACACUCUCAGCUGGGAGUAAAUUAACAGUUGAAUUUGUUUUUCAUCAAAUGAUUUCUUUGAUUAAUUAAAGGAUGAUAGCAAGCUUGAUGUGAGACCAACACCAGCUUUCCUUCAUCACUAACUGGAUCCUGAACUUAGGAGUCGUUUGGACAUGUAAUUUGGAUAUCUUAAGUUGUAUUUUCUCUAAUAGACAUAAAAACCCCACAAGUUGUGAAAACUAUUAAAACAUUUUCAAUUCUUAUACAA
This is a messenger RNA of Lycium ferocissimum, 619 nucleotides long. RefSeq lists its product as uncharacterized. Gene Ontology annotation, biological process: protein secretion; intracellular transport. The record is from RefSeq and is a predicted model, not a curated record. The coding region runs from base 131 to 343 and encodes 70 amino acids. The transcript is spliced from 5 exons. Lineage: Eukaryota; Viridiplantae; Streptophyta; Magnoliopsida; Solanales; Solanaceae.